AUGGUCAACGCCAUUGUCAUCUUUGCAGCGCUCAUCGCCAGCAGCAGUGCCACCGCGGUUGCCGUCGACGCGCCAGCGAUGGGCGUUGCAGCGAAAGUGGACACCCAGACAAGCCUCAAGCAACCGCAACAGCUCCGCGAAGGCGAACAGAAGGAGUGCUUUGGGUCGAUCUGCGGCGGUGGCAUUGGCUUCGGCUGGGGUCUUGGUGGCGGAUGCGGCCUCUUCUCGCCGUUCGGGUGCGGCUGGUUCUAAGCUUAAGCGUCCAGGCUCUGGCCCACAAACAUAACUGAUGGAGCGAUCGAUUAUCGUGUCAGUAAUCAUCUAACUGCAAGAUAGUACUACAUCG
Messenger RNA from Saprolegnia diclina VS20, 346 nucleotides. RefSeq lists its product as hypothetical. Lineage: Eukaryota; Oomycota; Saprolegniomycetes; Saprolegniales; Saprolegniaceae. The transcript has a single exon. The record is from RefSeq and is a predicted model, not a curated record. Bases 1 to 252 code for a protein of 83 amino acids.